Messenger RNA from Aspergillus pseudonomiae, 2170 nucleotides. It is a transcript of the gene pdeA, whose product is annotated as 3',5'-cyclic-nucleotide phosphodiesterase PDE1. Gene Ontology annotation, molecular function: 3',5'-cyclic-GMP phosphodiesterase activity; 3',5'-cyclic-AMP phosphodiesterase activity. Lineage: Eukaryota; Fungi; Ascomycota; Eurotiomycetes; Eurotiales; Aspergillaceae. The record is from RefSeq and is a predicted model, not a curated record. Gene Ontology annotation, biological process: cGMP catabolic process; negative regulation of glucose mediated signaling pathway; cAMP catabolic process. The transcript has 3 exons. The coding region runs from base 475 to 2049 and encodes 524 amino acids.
AGCUCUCUGUCGGUGAGUCCUCAGCAAUGAUCAUCUUUACAUGUCGUGACGGAAGAUCUCACAACGCUUUGUUAGUGCUCGAAUAGUUCCGCUAGUCCUGUACUCAGCCAGACAACAUCCCAAGGAGCUGUAGAACCAUUACGCAUCUCCUUGCCGCACUCCAAUUGCGAAAUCGCGUGCGACACGAAAUUGCCAGAGGUCUGCCGUUUCGCUAUAUUUCUGACGAGCAAAAGCAAUGAGAUAGUUGUCGACCAGAUGACGGACUCACUUUAUUAGCUUUUAAUCUUCCUACCAACUGUGAAUCUCGCGGUCACCUCUGCAGAUAUACACACACUCUCUUCUAAAAGUGAGCUGGCCAGCGCUGAGAAAAAUACCAUAUUCAAUACUCGGCACCUCCACAGAUUAGAUGCUUGUUUCCUGAAUCUGUUAACCGAGGGAAAACAAAUCUAUUUUCUUAGUUGCGUACAGACGAGAAUGAAUCAGUCACGAGGCAAACGGGCUUCCGGGAGAGGAAAAGGGAAGGGGAACACAAAGCAGGAUAGUGUAGGCCCAGAGCUCAAUGUUGAAGUUCCUGCAGCGGGUCCGUUUGCGAGGCCCCCCGAGCCUGGCAAAGGAGAUCUACAAGUAAUUGUUCUGGGUCCAACAGGAGGCCCACGGGAAGAUCGAGUCACGGGAAUUCUCGUCCGAUCGACAUCAACUAGCUGGAGACCAGAUACAGUGAUUGCGGUCGAUGCGGGAACACUACUCAGUGGAAUAAUUCAUAUCCUAGAAACACACAAUGACAUGGAUGAGAUGGUAGCUCAGGCUGGCCCGUUUACCGACAUGUCUCUACCUUUCCAGACUGCUCCAGCGAAUGCAGCACACAUCCUGCGAGAAGUCAUUGGACCCAUCUUGGUCACUCAUCCGCACUUAGACCAUUUCUCAGGAUUUGCCAUGAACUCGCCAAUCCUAGAGGCAACGAACGGUCCGAAGACAGUAGCUGCACUACCUUCUGUCAUCUCCGCCAUAAAGACUCAUAUUUUUAACGAAGUGAUCUGGCCAAACCUCUCAGAUGAAGACGGUGGCGCAGGUCUGAUCACCUACCAACGUUUGCAAGAAGGAGGCAACCCAAGGAUGGGCCGAGAUGAAAUGAGAGGCUAUACUCGGGCUUGUGAGGGUUUGUACUACAGAUGUUUUGGCGUUAGUCAUGGGUGUACUAGGAGACACUAUACCCCCGAAUCUGAGAUGCGGCGCUCGUUAAGUACUGCAAUGUAUCUGGGUGAUCCAUUCAUGAUGCGUUCGGCUUCAAGAGCCGCUAUCUCCUUGACACAAGAAGAGCCAGGGUACAUGUCUCCGGCCAUGCGUAGACCCUCGAAUCCACGAGAUACCUGGACGAGUGUUGAAAGCUCUGCAUUUUUCAUACGUGAACAACACUCGGGCCGCGAGAUUAUCAUCUUCGGCGACGUGGAACCCGAUUCGAUCUCAGUCGAGCCCCGCAACAGGCGUGUUUGGGAGGCGGCAGCGCCUCGUAUAGUUUCAGGGAAACUACGCGCGAUCUUCAUCGAAUGCUCUUAUACUGAUGAUGUGGAGGAUGAGUCCUUAUACGGCCAUCUUUGCCCCCGACACUUAAUCGCGGAGCUCAAGGUGCUGGCUAGUGAAGUUGUUAAGGCCAGAUACCCAAGCAGCUCAGGGACUGGCAAACGCAAACGCGCCAGUAGAGAAACACCCGCAGACUCGCAGCCAACGAGUCCCAAGACUCGGCGGUCACAAGAUGUGCUUCCUGGGUCUUCUACAGCGGCAAUUACCAGCGCUCCCCAAGCAGUGCCCGGCAGCUCCACUGAUCCUUCUGGUACUCAAGCUAUAGGAGCCCUGGCUGAGAAGUCUAACUGGCCGCACGAUGAGGCACCUUUGGUUAGUUUGAGUGUCUAUCUCAUUCAUAUCAAAGAAGACAUGGACGGUGGCCCGUGUCCAAGUGAUACUAUCGUGGCUCAACUUCGAGACCAGGCGCAGGCUGCUAAUCUGGGAUGCGAAUUCCAUGCACCCAAACGUGGAGAGAGUGUUCACAUUUAAGGGUGACAGACCGAUAAAGCUCCUAUUUGGUUUUCUGAGUCUCAUGUACUCUGUAUGAACAACGUUCAUAAGCGCCACGUGGCCCAGGAUUGUGAUAUAAGAAGGUUCCUGCCUCAUAUCA